Molecule: messenger RNA, 306 nt
Organism: Echinostoma caproni
Lineage: Eukaryota; Metazoa; Platyhelminthes; Trematoda; Plagiorchiida; Echinostomatidae
Source: the annotation of a GenBank genome assembly
AUGUCAAAACGCAUAUCAGCGGACGAGCUCAUUCAAAUCUUCAAACGCUUAGACAAAGACGGAAACGGUGAAGUGACAAGAGAGGAAUUGGAAAAAGGCUUGCUUGCAGCCGGAGUGCAUGCCAAUAGUAUUCAGGAUGGUUCUGGAUCCCUAGAUAAAUAUGAACUCAAGGCAAUGUUUGACGAAAUGGGUAUGCCCAUCAAUCUUUCCGUCCUUGAGGCCUGGAUCGAUGAUCAUGAUGUAAACGGAGACGGAAAGCUCACUUACGAGGAAUUUCUCGGAUUUAUCGCGGAACAAGCGGAUUAG